Messenger RNA from Haemonchus placei, 1012 nucleotides. Lineage: Eukaryota; Metazoa; Nematoda; Chromadorea; Rhabditida; Trichostrongylidae. The record is from the annotation of a GenBank genome assembly.
AUGUAUUUACAAAAAUUCAUGACGUCAUGUGUAGCUCUAAACAGCUAUGUACACCUGUCGUUUAACGCAGUGAUUUCCUUCCAUUGUAGUAUUGACCGUUUGAGUGGGAACCUGGAAUUCUAUCAGUUUUUAUAUCGAUCACCUUUAUUUACUUUUCCAACGAACUUGUCUGCAGGUCGAAAAUGUCCAAAUAUGGUACGUUGUGGAAUGCGUAACGUUUUCUUAUUUUCCAUCCAUACAUCGAGUUCUUCAUCGGAAUUCGUUGAGCAAUAAUGAUCGCUGAGAUCAAGAAGGGUGAUAGUUGAGCCGGAUAGCAGUGCACGUGUCACAUACCAAUCAUCCAUCUGUAGAUCAGAUACUCAAUCCCAACGCGAUCCACCAUGACGUCGUCGUCGAGCUUUAUGAUAAAGGUUGGUGUUUCCGGACAUGUUGACAACAGCUGAAUCCAUGCUUGAGCCUUGUAAGUUAUGUUAUGGUAGUGGUCGAUCGUAUCAACCUGUACUAUAUCGUUGUAUUUCUCUGCUUCUUUUUCAAUCUUGUCAGUAGGUUCAACGGUACUGCCGACCACGAAAAUACGUAUAUACCGUGACGGCUACCCGAGAAAUGAUAAAUGAUAGAUGCCCAUAAGGGGAUUUAUUCAGGCCAAUUACGUCAUGCGCAAAUGGAUCAGUUGAAGCUGAUCCGAGAUCUUACCGAUCGGUCACCCGGGUGUGGUGUAGUGUCGCGUUGCGGCAACAGACGCGCGAAGGAAGGUAGCAGAAUGCAGCAGCAGCUAAGAAAUCCAGGAACCAAAGAAUCAACAGUAGAGUCAUGCCAAAGUAAUAAUCGCAUAGGGAUUGAGCUGUAUGAAGAACGCCAGAACUGUUAUGGCGAGGCAAAUGGUCCGCGACAGCCGCGUGCGGCGGAUCGAUCACACAAAAUCGUUCCUACUGCCCGUCUGCCGUCAAAAACCCUUCCUAUACCGAAGCGGGAUCAGCUGAGGAAUCAAGUGGACAGUGAGACGCUCCUAUAG